AUGAUGUCGAACUUCGCACAACAUCCUGAUCUUACGCUAAACGAGCGGUUGGUCUGGCGGCCAGCGAAGGGCAAGGACCAGGUCUAUAACUACAUCCUGCAAAAGGCUCCGACGGCCAGGGCACGAUGUCGGAAGUGCUCACAGCUGAUCUCAAAGGGAGAGAUGCGAGUUGGUGUACCCAUUCGUCACAACGCAGGCGAUAACGGGUGGAUCUCUGCGUGGCAACACCUUGGGUGCACCCGCAUGGAGAAGAGUGAGUCGGAGAACUACGAAAGCACCAUGCACGGGUUUACAGAAUUGAAGCCAGAGGAGCAAGAGCAUGUGGUCAAUGAGAUCAACUCUAUGGAAAUGCCAGAUCACCUUAAGCCGUUGGAUCCAAAUGAUUUGAUGCACCGAGGUAAGAUGGAGCAAAUGUCACCGCCGUCCGCACUGCUGCGGCACCUGUUGCCUUAUCAGAAGGAGGGAAUGGGGUGGAUGGUGCGCCAGGAGACUGAGUCUCCCGUCAAGGGCGGCAUCCUUGCGGACGAAAUGGGUAUGGGAAAAACUAUCCAGGCCAUCGGAAUGAUGCUCGCGCACCGCAUCAACGGCCCCACGCUCGUUGUCUGUCCGGUAAGCUCCAUGUUGCAAUGGGAGGCUGAAAUUAAGGAGCACGUGGUCCCUGGAGCUCUCUCGGUUGUCAUCGUGUACCGCACCACCAAGGUGACGAAGGAGGAGCUGGAAAACGCGGAUGUUGUUCUUACCACUUAUCCAAUGCUCGAGCAGGCCUGGCGCGCUCUCAUCAACGAGAUCAAGGUACCAUGUCCCUACUGUGAGCUGCUCUUUAUUCCUCGCCAGUUGGUGGUGCACAACAAGUACUUUUGUGGUCCGCGCGCCAGGAAGACACUGAAACAGGCGAAACGUGAAAAGCACACCGCGCCUGCAGCAGUGAGUAGCUCAAGGGGUCUGCAGUCUAACGAGACCAUUCGAAAGGGGUUGCGAACACUCCACGUAGAUCUCGGUGAAGAAGAGGUAGCCGAGGAGGAGGUCAAUGCGUUCAAUGCUACAACGGCACAGCCGCAGCGGAAGCGGUGUCGCAAGGACGCAGCUAACGGCACGGUUGAUCCGGCUGGGGAGGUCAACGGCGGUAGCAUCUCCGCGGCUAAAAAAGAGAAGCAAGAGGAGUCGGGGAGUAAGGUGGCUGAUGGUUGCCAAUCAUCACCCGAAAAGGCAACUUUCAAGUGUUCCAUCAAGGUGGAAGAUGCCACUGAUGAGGUGACAGCGCUGGCAAAAAAAGGCACUGUGGCCCAGCCAGCUGCGGCUUCACGGGGAGUUGUUGGGCCGAUCGGCAUGUACCAAGAGCUUAUGCGAGAAGCUGGCCGCACCGUGCGCAGUCGCUGGGACGCGGCGAGGAAGGAUGGCGAGAGCAGCAGCGAAGACGAAAACAUGGCUGAGUCCAGUGAGGGCAAUGACAGCGAUGCGUCGGAUUUGUCCUACGACUCUGCGGCUGCGGCGGCCGAGGAAGCUGCGGCGGAAGAGCAAGCUUCUAAAGCCCUGGAGGCGUUCCGCUGCACCGCCUGCCACUUUCAGCUGCUGCGGUACCCUUUCUGCCCCAAGAAUGGCCAGCACCACGUUAUCAGGGAGGAUCUGCGUGACAUCAUCGAAAAGGAUACCGGCGGCGAUGAUGUCGACCUUGAUGCUUCAAUCUUCCACUCCAUCAAGUGGGCGCGCAUUAUCCUGGACGAGGCGCACCGCAUCAAAGGCCGAACAACGAGCACGGCCCGCUCUGCCUUCGCCUUGGUGGCCGAGUACCGGUGGUGUCUCACCGGCACCCCACUACAGAACCGUGUUGGUGACUUGUACAGUCUCCUGCGCUUUUUGCGCAUGCGACCGUACGCACACUACUAUUGCGAAAGGGAGGGCUGCUCGUGUGCCUCGCUCUCGCACCCGUUCUCCUCCACCUCGCUUCACCAGUGCGUCUUCUGCGGCCAUGGACCACUGCAGCACCACUCCUAUUUCAAUCGCUAUAUUCUCAAUCCGAUCAAUCGCUACGGCUACAUUGGAGACGGGCGACGCGGUAUGAUGAUGCUGUCGAACGACGUCUUUUCCCGGGCGAUGCUGCGCCGCACCAAGGUCGAGCGGGCCGCUGACCUGCAGCUGCCAUCGCUGACGGUCGAGGUGCUCCACAUCCAGCUCACGAGGGAGGAGCGUAAUUUUUAUGAAUCCCUGUACAAGAAGAGUACGGCCGAGUUCGACACGUUCGUGCACAAGGGAACGGUGCUGCACAACUAUGCACACAUUUUCCAGCUGCUUAGUCGCUUGCGUCAAGCCCUCGACAACCCACUGCUUGUGAUGCACGGCAUGAAUGUUGGCACAGUGGUGAACGUCAAGGGUGUUUGCGGCAUCUGUGGCGACGGCAUCGAAGGUGAGAGUGCUCUGAAGGUACACCCGUGCCGGCACCAGUUUCACCGACUGUGUCUCGGCCAGUUCCUGGAGAGUGCCCCAGACAAUGAGUUCCACUGUUCCAUCUGCUUUGUGCGAAUCAACGUGGAUCUGCGGCAGCUGCGGCAGGAUGCAGAGGAGGACGAUGACGAGGGCAUCGGCGGCUUUGCGGCAGCGUUGCCUCCCGAGCUGGAAGAUGAGGUUAACACCGAGGAGAACGACGACGCUGAGGGUAAUGAAGACGGCGGUCUAUCUCAGGUGUCGCAGCACAUGCAAAAUAAGGGAAGGCGGCGCACAACGCACACCGCGCCGACCAAAAAGGAACAGCGCAGCAUUCUCACCCGGCUGGACCCGCAGAAGCCGCUGCACGGCACAAAGCUCGACGCCAUCGCCGACUACAUCGAGAGGGUGCCGAAAGACGAAAAGGUGGUUGUCUUUUCGCAGUUUGGUAGUAUGCUGGACUUGAUGCAAUACUGGCUGCAGCGCCGCUUCAUCAAAGCUGUAAAGCUGUGCGGGUCACUGACGCUGACGCAGCGGCAGUCAGUGCUGCAGGCCUUUCUCCAUGACCGAAGCGUACGUGUCAUCCUCAUCUCUCUGAAGGCAGGCGGAGAGGGUUUGAACCUGCAGGUAGCCAAUCACGUGGUGCUGACCGAUCCGUGGUGGAACCCAGCGGUCGAGAUGCAGGCCGUGCAGCGAGCGCACCGGAUCGGGCAGACCCGCCCGGUCCACGCUGUCCGCUUCGUUACGGAGCAUUCAGUAGAGGAGCGCAUGGUCGACCUGCAGGAAAAGAAGAUGCUCGUGUUCGAGGGUACCAUUGACGGCAAGUUGCAGUCGCUCAACAAGCUCACCGAGGAAGAUCUGCAGUUCCUCUUUACACGGUAG
Messenger RNA from Leishmania braziliensis MHOM/BR/75/M2904, 3300 nucleotides. Its product is annotated as putative DNA repair protein. Lineage: Eukaryota; Euglenozoa; Kinetoplastea; Trypanosomatida; Trypanosomatidae. Bases 1 to 3300 code for a protein of 1099 amino acids. The transcript has a single exon. The record is from RefSeq and is a predicted model, not a curated record. Gene Ontology annotation, molecular function: ATP binding; zinc ion binding; DNA binding.